UGCUCUUCCUGUCUACUGCUAUGCUCCAUACCCGUGUGUAAGAUGUGCGAUGUAGUAUCCCAUUCCAAUCUCACACCCCUCCCCCCUCUCCCUUGCCCUUGAUCCUCUCGUCCCACCCCCGUAGUUAUCCUCCCCCCCCAGUCUGUCACUCUUCGCCGUAUGGAGAGACUCCUCUGCCUAGGUAGGUCGUUUAUCUAUGUCUUUCUCUCGCCCACACCGUCUUGCGCAUACAGUGGUCCAGACCUUGCCAUCUAUCAUCUGGGACCCGUCUCUCCUAAUUACCCUAGCCUCCCGUUCAGAAGCGUGCGCACACUAUUCGUACGCCUUGCUCCAGCGGGUCCUCUUUUCCUUCUUCCAGACCUCUUUUACCUCUCCUCCCGCCCUUCCCCUCCAGCUCUUUUUCUUCUCUUCCGUUUUUCCAGCUCACGUCACCAAUCUGGAUCGCCCGUCUGUCUGUUUUUUCGGUUUUCUCGCGGCAGAUAUUCCCAUCGAUAGCUUUCCCGAUCACCUGCCGGUCCUAUGAUCGUGUCACUCGCUCAGAAGCACUCCUAGCUGCUAUCUUUAGUACUCGUGUUUUGUUAUCUUCUUCCCUAUGCCGGCUUUCACUUGAGAACGUCGCCUUUCCUAGCCAGCAUACCUUUUGGUAUCGUCGAGCUCUCGCCUGA
Colletotrichum navitas is the source of this 665-nucleotide messenger RNA. RefSeq lists its product as uncharacterized. The transcript has a single exon. NCBI's taxonomy places the organism in Eukaryota, Fungi, Ascomycota, Sordariomycetes, Glomerellales, Glomerellaceae. The coding region runs from base 160 to 495 and encodes 111 amino acids. The record is from RefSeq and is a predicted model, not a curated record.